Molecule: messenger RNA, 1053 nt
Organism: Leptonychotes weddellii (Weddell seal)
Lineage: Eukaryota; Metazoa; Chordata; Mammalia; Carnivora; Phocidae
Source: RefSeq, a predicted model, not a curated record
AACUUGCCUUUGUAUUUGAGAUGCUGCAACAAUUUGAAGAUGCCCUGGUACAAUAUGACGAACUGGAUGCCCUGUUUUCUCAGUAUGUUGUCAACUUUGGUGCUGGGGAUGGUGCCAACUGGCUGACUUUUUUCUGCCAGCCGGUGAAGAGCUGGAAUGGAUUGAUCCUCCGAAAGCCCAUAGAUAUGGAGAAGCGUGAACUGAUACAGAGGCAAGAAGCCACCCUGUUAGAUCUGCGCAGUUACCUGUUCUCUCGGCAGUGCACCUUGCUCCUCUUCCUGCAGAGGCCGUGGGAGGUGGCUCAGCGCGCCCUAGAGCUGCUGCACAGCUGUGUGCAGGAGCUGAAGCUCUUAGAAGUGAGUCUAUUUUCCCAAUUUACUCGUUUCUUCGUUGUUCAAACCCAAAACCCUGAAUCGCGAAUCGCAGGCAUUGAACUGUCUAUGCUGUAGGAAAGAAUUCUCUCUUCCUGAAUGUCCUGCAUUUGUAGCCUGUUAUUUGUGUACUUACUCUUUACACCGAUUGGGUAAUUGUUCAGAAGUGUCAUUUCUGCUCUCAGCGUGGGGGAGUUCAUGUCGGCCCAGAGCAAGACUCUUGGAUCGGUUUCUUCCCGUGAGGUUUUGAGAGCACUUCGGCUUUAUCCCCCGAGGAAGACGGCUCCCUGCCGCACACACGGCGUGAGGCCUUGUGGGCGGGCCUUCACUUGAUUUCCGAGCCGCCUUUCUGUUUUGCACGUGAACACACGGUAGCAGUGUGACGAACCGGAAUUAGUAGCAUGAAGUGUCGGGAGGGUGCGUGACGGGUGCGCGUGUGCACGUGUGUGCGAGUGAAACCCGUGAGAGAGGCGUGUACGGUGCGUCGGUCGCGGAGUGUUGGCCUUUAAGGAUCGAGUCCCCGGGCUCCUGCGCUCCUGCUGCUCACAGAAUCAGGCACGUUUUAGUGAAGUAAGGGAGCGUUCAUGACUGUCUAGUCUGGGCGGGGGUGGGGGGUCUCCCCUUUUUUGUUUCAGUGACCUCUCUGCCCAGAAAGGGGCAUCUGCGCACAUACACAGGGUUA